Molecule: messenger RNA, 1986 nt
Organism: Pseudonaja textilis
Lineage: Eukaryota; Metazoa; Chordata; Lepidosauria; Squamata; Elapidae
Product: vomeronasal type-2 receptor 26-like
Biological process (GO): G protein-coupled receptor signaling pathway
Cellular component (GO): plasma membrane
Molecular function (GO): G protein-coupled receptor activity
Source: RefSeq, a predicted model, not a curated record
AUGGCUCGGCUGCUUCACUUGUUGCUGCUCCUCUGGCUCCUGGCUCCAACUGCUGCUAAGAGGAGGCCAACCACAUGUGUGUUGACUGCCUCUUUACAGGGAAAAUGGGACUAUUACAAUCAUGGUGAUCUCAUUAUUGGUGGGGAUUUGCACCUGCAAACCUUUGUUUCCCUCAGUGUCCUAAGCUUUCAAAUAGACCCAUCCCAGCAUUCCUUCCUUACAGCAGUUGAAUCCAAGAAUUACCAGCAGUUCCUGGCCUUGGUGUUUUCAGUGAAAGAGAUCAACGAGGAUUCGAAUCUCCUUCCGAAUAUCACCCUUGGCUUCCACAUCUAUGACAAUUGCCAGAUUGAGAGGAAUAUUUCAUUAAUCAGCCUCUCCCUUCUCUCCACACGAGAUCAAAUGGUUCCGGGUUACAAAUGUGAUAAGCAGGAGCCUCUGCUCUCUGUCAUUGGAGGUCACAAUUCCAAAUUUUCAAUCCAGAUGGCCUCCACCUUCAGCAUUUCAAGGUCCCACAGAGCAUUCACAUCACCUUUUUCUUUCAAUGCUUGGUUUAAAGCAGAAGUGCUUAUUCUGUUUGGAGAAUCCAGUAGUAAUGCCUAUGUACAGUUGGCUGCAUCUAUUCACCAGCACUCGGGAAUAACAACAUUUAAGAAUGUUUGGAUCUUAAUUUCCCAUUCAAAACUUACUGUAAAGGAAUAUCGAGACUUACUGAAAAUUCUUCCCUAUUUGAGGAAUGUCCAGUUCAACAACAGUGUUGGAGAAAAUAUCUCCUUCUCAGAAGAUGGACUGGACUCUGCUCAUUAUGAUCUUCUCAACUGGUUUUGGUUCCCCAAUCAAUCUUUUGUCUCUGUCAAAGUUGGGCAUAUAGAUCCUGGGGCUCCUCCUGGCCAGGAUUUCACCAUUAAUUCAGAUGCAAUUGUGUGGCCUAUAAAGCUAAUCUCACUGUCGUUUCAGACAAAGCCUUUCUCCCGUUGUGUGAAGCAUUGCCUUCCAGGUCAAGCCAAGAAAGUUGCAGAAGAGAAACCGACUUGUUGCUAUGGAUGUGUUUCUUGCCCAGAAGGGACCAUUUCUAAUCAAACAGAUGCAGUGUACUGUGACCUCUGCCCAGAAGACCAAUGUCCCAACAAGGACAAGAACAACUGCAUUGCCAAGAAGAUCCACUUCCUUACUUAUGAAGAGACCCUGGGAUACAUUUUGGCUUUUCUAGCUCUUUUUCUUUCUCUAAUUACAUCUGCAAUCCUGGUGAUUUUCCGCAAACACCAUGACACACCGAUUGUCAAGGCCAACAACCGAGAUCUCACCUACAUCCUCCUGCUCUCCCUCCUGCUCUGCUUCCUCUGCUCCUUCCUCUUCAUUGGUCAACCCAGGAAGCUCACCUGUCUCUUCCGACAAUCUGCCUUUGCCAUUCUCUUUUCCCUUGCAGUUUCCUCUGUGUUGGCAAAGACUGUCAUGGUGGUUCUGGCCUUUAUGGCCACCAGGCCAGGGAGCAAGACAAGGAAACUCUUAGGAAAACCACUUACUAAUGCCAUUGUCUUAGCCUGUCCCCUGAUACAAGCAGUUCUUUGUUCUAUUUGGCUGGCAACCUCUCCUCCAUUUCCCAAUGUGGACUUCCACUCCUUGGUAGGAGAGGCCAUCUUGGAAUGCAAUGAAGGCUCAGCUUCCAUGUUUUACACUGUCCUCACCUACUUGGGUUUCUUGGCCCUCAUCAGUUUCACAGUGGCCUUUCUGGCUAGGAAAUUACCCGACAGCUUUAACGAAGCCAAGUUCAUUACUUUCAGCAUGCUGGUCUUUUGCAGUGUUUGGAUCUCCUUCCUCCCUACAUACCUGAGCACCAAAGGGAAGUCCAUGGUGGCAGUGGAGAUCUUCUCCAUUUUGGCCUCUGGAGCUGCUCUCUUGGCUUGUAUCUUUUUCCCCAAAUGCUACAUUAUCCUACUGAGGCCCAAUCUGAAUUGUAGAGAGAAUAUAAUGAGGCACAAAAAUCUUUGA